AUGACAGCACUUCGGGUAUUGAAUCUCGAAUUCAAUAACUUCAACGGAAGCAUUUCUCACUCUCCCACAUCUAAUUUGCAAUCACUUGAGUUCCUUUCUUUGUCACAUAACCACUUCAACCCAGCUACAAUUUCCUCCUUUUUUAAUCUCUUGAAGAUUAAGAUAUUCAAGAGUGAUAACAACACACUUGUUGAUGAAACAGUGUCUCAAAGAAGUUGGACUCCAUACUUUCAGUUGAAGGUUCUGUCAUUGUCAAGUAGCCUUGCUAGAAGACCCACUAGAACGAUUCCCAAAUUCCUUCGUUACCAAUAUAAGUUACAAGCAAUUGAUCUCUCACACAACAAUUUAGUGGGACAGUUUCCCACUUGGUUGCUAGAUAACAAUACAAGAUUGGAGAUUCUUAAUUUAAGGAAUAACAGUUUCACAAACCCUUUCCAAGUACCCUAUCGUCCUAAUCCCCAUAUUCGAAAUAUAGAUAUUUCAAAUAAUGAUCUAGGAGGUCCAAUUCCAACAAAUUUGGGUUUAGUUUUUCCCAAUUUAUGGCAUUUAAACAUGUCUCAAAAUGCUUUUGUAGGCAUAAUUCCAUCUUCUUUAGUUAUUUUAGUAUCCUUGAUAACAUUGGACUUGUCUAGCAAUUAUUUGUCAGGAACAAUACCAAACCAUUUGGCAAUGGGUUGCUCCAAUUUGGCAUACCUGAAAUUGUCAAACAAUAAAUUAAGAGGCCACUUAUUUCCUGCCAAAAGUAAUCUAACUCAACUUCAGUUUUUAUAUUUGGACAACAACCAAUUUUCUGGAAAGAUCCCAUAUAGCUUAUCCCGUAGUGCUUACUUGACUGCAUUUGAUUUUAGUAGCAACUCUUUGUCAGGCAUGCUUCCAAGAUGGAUUGGCAACAUGACCAAAUUGGCUGGAAUUGUUUUGGCCAAAAACCAACUUGAAGGUCCUAUUCCGAAUGAGUUAUGCGAAGUCAAACAAAUUAUUUUUCUUGACCUUUCCGAGAAUAAUUUGUCGGACUUUAUACCAUCAUGCUUCAAUUCAUUGAACAUCAAACAUGUUCAUCUGGGAAAAAAUAGGCUAAGUGGUCCCAUUACAAGUGCAUUCAAGAAUAGCUCUGCUCUAGUAACAUUAGAUCUCAGAGAUAACCGCCUAACUGGCAACAUUCCAGAUUUUAUUGGCAACCUUUCAUCAUUGAGCAUCCUCCUCUUGAAAGCUAAUCACUUACAAGGAAGGAUUCCAAUUCAAAUAUGCCUUCUUGGAAACUUAACCAUGUUGGAUCUUUCAAAUAAUAGUUUUACUGGUCCAAUACCUCGUUGCUUGAACAACAUUAGUUUUGGGGCAAGUGACCAAAAAUCCAAUCUAGGAAGUAGAUGGAUAGUUAGUUUUGUCAGUGGAGCAUCGACAUACUUGGAGACAAAGUCACAUAUGAAUACUGGAUAUGAUUUGUUUGUUGCUUUUUUCUCAGAAGUGGAUGCACGACAAGAAGCAGAGUUCACAACAAAGAACAGAACUGACUCUUAUAAGGGUAAUAUUCUCAAUUAUAUGUCUGGAAUAGACCUCUCAUGCAAUUGUUUAUCAGGUGAAAUUCCACUCGAGCUUGGAGACUUGAGCAACAUUCGUGCGCUGAACUUGUCGCACAACAAUCUAACCGGAUCAAUCCCCACAACAUUCUCGAAACUAGAACUAAUAGAGAGCUUGGAUCUCUCCCACAAUAAGUUGAAUGGCAGCAUCCCCCCUCAACUUAUAGAGUUAAACUUUCUAGCUGUGUUCAGUGUGGCUGACAAUAAUUUAUUAGGUAGAACUCCAGAAAGAAAAGGUCAAUUUGGAACCUUUGAUGAAAGCAGCUAUAAGGGGAAUCCUCUUCUGUAUGGACCUCCACUACUUAAUUCCUGGAACAAAACUAGAUUGCCAUCUAAUCAUAAGGGAGAAGAAAGUGAUGGUUUCAUAGACAUGGAUUUUUUCUACAUAAAUUUUGGGGUGUCUUAUACAACAAUGUUGCUGGGAAUUGUUGCAGUUCUGUGUAUAAAUCCUUUUUGGCGUCAGGUGUGGUUUAGCUUCAUUGAAGUGUGCAUCACCAAGUCUUUUUGUUUCUUUGUUUGUGAUUUCUCGCAAGUUGUCCUGUACUUUCUAAAGUAUGUAGCCUUGCAUAAUGAUGAAAUUUGCAUAUGUUUAUAUGCUUGUUCUUGAUUUUCAAAUAUGAGGUUUAUAACUUUCCAUAAACCUUUAUGGAUCAAUUAUUUAUCUAUUUUCUAUUAAAAUGUAUGAACUUUUUAUGUU
Molecule: messenger RNA, 2271 nt
Organism: Carya illinoinensis
Lineage: Eukaryota; Viridiplantae; Streptophyta; Magnoliopsida; Fagales; Juglandaceae
Product: receptor-like protein 15
Exons: 1
Coding region: 1-2181 (726 amino acids)
Molecular function (GO): protein binding
Source: RefSeq, a predicted model, not a curated record